AUGGCGACAAUAGCGCCUUCACGCCUCGCGGCGCUCACCCGCCUGCGAUGCAGCAUCUUCCAAACAUCAUACAACCCCACAUCCGCCCGCACCGGCGCGAAAUACCUUCGGCGACGCCUCAUCGGGCCUGCUCUCCUCAAAUAUUACCCGGAGGAACUCGAUAUUCCCCAGGCAUUGCGGGAGUUCCGCGAACUUAAAGUUAUGAACGAGGCAGAGGAACAGAGGCUUAUGGACGUCGAGGACCGGAAAGCAAGGGGAAAGGGCGCACCGAAGAAAGUCAGCAGCAAGGAGGACAGUCGACGCGCGAAAAGGAGAAAAUAG
Molecule: messenger RNA, 321 nt
Organism: Punctularia strigosozonata HHB-11173 SS5
Lineage: Eukaryota; Fungi; Basidiomycota; Agaricomycetes; Corticiales; Punctulariaceae
Exons: 2
Coding region: 1-321 (106 amino acids)
Cellular component (GO): mitochondrion
Source: RefSeq, a predicted model, not a curated record